Messenger RNA from Protopterus annectens (West African lungfish), 3472 nucleotides. It is a transcript of the gene GHDC, whose product is annotated as GH3 domain containing. The record is from RefSeq and is a predicted model, not a curated record. Lineage: Eukaryota; Metazoa; Chordata; Ceratodontiformes; Protopteridae. Gene Ontology annotation, molecular function: acid-amino acid ligase activity. Bases 424 to 2223 code for a protein of 599 amino acids. Gene Ontology annotation, cellular component: cytoplasm. The transcript has 9 exons.
CAAAAUAGCACAAGAAUUUGAAACAUAUCUUGCUUGUGGAUCUCCUUUCUUUAGUAUUUUAAACUUACCUUCGAUUCUGGCAGUAAAAGACUGAUUAUGUCAAUCCACCUUUAACGUGGACACGGAGUGUGAGCAACCCUUUUUGCCACCGUAUAAGAAAGGAAAAACAUUUGCUUAGGAACAAAACAAAUUAAGUUAAAUUCAAUUAAGUGCGUUGUGCUUGCGGCAAAAGGUUGGUCUUGUUAUACAAUGACUCAUUGUACCACUUGACCGUCGUUUUCCAUGCAAACAUGCAUAGUGUAUAUUACCAGAGAACAACGUCUUCCUGUAUUUCCUGCAGUACUAUGACAAGAUUGCGUGACGUCACCACAGACGGACUACAACAAAGCUCUCCUGUUUAGGAAUGCGAAGAAGAGUGGUCCUAUGAUUUUCGUGAUUUUCAUCCUUACUGCACUCCUAGGUGUAGGUGUGACAGUACUGCUGUGGAGAGACAUCCAUCACAGGUCAAAAGGAAAGAAACAGACCUUGAUUCAGCUUCUCAAUCAUUACUUGACAUUACGAGUACUAGCAUGGCUUGGCAGCCGUCAGCGUCAGUUGCUCGAGAAUGACACAAAAAAUGUUUAUCGUGUCCAGCAUGACAUUCUUCUGCAGAGACUUGAGCAAAAUCAGAACACAGAAUAUGGCCAUAAGUAUAAAUUUAGUGCAAUACAAGACCGAAUAACUUUCCGUAAAGUCCACCCUUUGACACACUAUAGCCACUAUAGUGACUACAUCCAAAGAAUCUCCCAGGGAGAAGAGAAUGUGCUGAUUUCUGAGAGACCUUCCAUGUUGGCCAUGACUUCUGGAGCUCCAGGAUCUAGUGCUUUGGUCCUGAACACUAGUGCAACUGCCAUUGACUAUUUCAUGAAGGGUAAAGUUGUUUGUCUGGAUGCCAUGUACAAAGCCUUUCCAGGAACUCAAAACUUACAAAAGAUUGCUAAAUUUUUCUUUACUCCCAAAGAGAGCAGAAUGGAAUCAGGAAUUCUUGUGGGCUCAUACGUGUCCUAUCCUGCUGUUAACAAAUACUUGCUAAGUCUUUAUUGCACUCUGUCACCACCUUUAGAUGCGAUGACUGACUCAGAUGCCCUCUAUAUUCAAUUGCUGUUUGCUCUCCAAGACAGGACGCUGGGGAUGCUAGAGGAUGGCAGUGCCUCUGCAGUUUAUUAUGCAUGUGUAGCCCUGCAGAAGAAUUGGGAGACCCUCACAGAAGACAUUGAAUUAGGCCAAGUAAAUCCAGAGCUGAAGAUCCCCCCAGACAUCCAACAUCAACUCAGUUUGAUGCUGAAACCAAAUCCUUUAAGGGCAUCUGAACUGAGGAGAGAAUUUGAGAAGGGCUUCCAUGGGAUUGCAAAGAGGAUAUGGCCUGACCUACAAGUGGUUUGGGAGCUAGAUUCUGGCUCUGAGGAAUUACAUGUUAUAAACUUGAAGGAAUCUUACUGCAAAGGAAUCCCGUUGUACUCCCCAGUGUAUGCCACAACAGAAGGACUUAUUGGAGUGAAUCUGUGGCCAGAGAGACCAGAUCGUCACUAUCUGCUUUGCCCCCGUUCAGUGUUCUUUGAGUUCAUCCCAGCUGCUGCAUGUGAAGAGGAGCAACCCUCCACUCUCUUUAUGGAAGAGAUAAAGGAGGGUGAAGAAUAUGAGCUGGUAAUAACAAAUGCAUGUGGAUUUUAUAGAUACAGAAUUGGAGAUGUAGUGAAAGUGGUUGGAUUUCACAAUCAGUGCCCAGUUGUUGAAUUUAAGUACAGGAAAAAUCAGAUGUUAAAUGUUCGUGGAGAGAAGAUAUCAGAGCAAGUAUUGUAUCAAGCAUUGCAACAUGCUGUGAAACUUUGGCCAGGAGCAGACUUGGUUGAUUACUGCUAUGCAGAGAGUAGUGUUCUGGGUCCAUAUUGUGGAACUUCAGAUCCUCAUUAUGAGGUGAUUGUAGAGCUAAAGGGAAUCCGUAAUUUAUCAGAAGAUCAGCGCUACAAGCUGGAUGAAUCCCUGCAGAAGGAAUCAGGAAUAUAUAAAUCCUUCAGGUUCAAAGGAAGCAUUGGACCAAUCAGAGUCCAUCUUGUGGGACCAGGUGCUUUUAAAGAAUUACACAACUUUAUCAGUGCUCAUGGAAAUAUGAACCAGUUCAGAGUGCACAGAGUUCUUCAAAGAAAAGAAUUUUGGGAUUUCAUUUAUGGGAAAGUUGUCUCUUAAAACAAGGCACUACAUAUUUAUCUGCUGUUUUUCUUACAGUUUUUAUGGUUUAAGUUUGUAUUACCUUUCCUGUUGCUGUAUUUACUUCAGAGAUGUAUCAUUGUAACUGAGAAUACACAUUAAUAAAAUACAUACAACAGACUAUGCUUUUCUUAAAUCCCUAAGAAACAGAGCCAUUGUGUGAGCUCAGGUGACAUUUCUACAUAACAAAAACGACAUUGACAAAUGUGUAUUUACCAGCUUCAUGCAUUCAUCUGUUAGAGUCAGAUAAGAAAAAAAUUUGGACAGUGGAGAGAAGUGUUGUGUUGUGCAUGGAUAAUGGAUGAAUGUUUUAUCAGCUUAAAUGUUGGUUUAGCAUUAUCUAAUAUACAGAUAUUCUUAAACAACAUUAAUAGAAAUGCCAGUCUGUAGGGAGAUUUUUUUUCACCAGCAAUUUCUCCUUAUCUGUCCAGUGUCCACACCUCAUUCUGUUAUUGCCAUAUUUGACAGAGUUAUACGUAAUCUUGGAGAUGCACAACCAGACAAAGUUUAUGUGUGAUACAGAAGCGAGUUGGAUGCCCUGGGAACAUUUUCUGCAUUUUUCAUGCUGUCAGUUGACUUGGAAAUUGCUUGUUCUGCAGUUCUGUUAUUGUAACUAAUCCCCAGAUUGCAUCAGGUAGUAACAUAGUAGUAAUUUUCUUGAAAGGGAUAAGCAUAGCUAUUUGGAUACUGUAAUGCUUUUCACCAGCCUAGCCUCUGGCAGUGCAGAUCCACUUCUGAAUUCUGCUCACUAAAAUAACAGCUGCAUGAGCAGCAUUGGUAGUUCAGGUCUGUGCCGCACCACUUUGCUUUGUUGUUUUGUUAAUCUGUCCUGGAAUUAGUCAGAUGUAUUCAUAGUGCAGAAGUUUUCUAGGAAAUGCUAUGAUAAUGUUGCAUAAGGUGUUAAUAUUUAAUAAUUCCAUUGAUUUUAUCAAAUGACUUUUAGGUUUUCAUCAUAAGGUUUUUUUGCUGCAGGAAUUCAUUAUUUCAUCAGGAAUAUAGUUGAAGAUGAAAGUAAUUUCUUUUGCUUGACCUUUACAAGUGUUAGAUAGUCCCAAUGGGCAUAUGUAUACAGUCUUGAACCAUAACAAAUGGAGGAGAUCAUCACAUGGCCAAAAUUCUCUAUUGCUGUCUGAAGUGUAAAUUCACUCCAUUUUGAUUCUGUACUUCAUGAGUUGAUUACUAGUCCUCAUUUUUGGCAAAAUAAAGUGUAAUGUUUAUCUUUCUUACA